UGUCGUGGGACGUCGCUGUCGAUAGUGCUCCUCCUGCAUCUUCAGCGGCGAAGAGSGGAAGAAGAUCAAGCCGGAGAUUACCCAUCSCAUCGAACGGCGUGGUGAAGCUGCACCUGUCGAGGACGACAGCGAUGGCGCGCAGCUUGUUUCCGGCGAUGGCGGUCAUGGCGGCUUUGUCCGUCGUGACGAUCCUGAGUGCUGCGACGCUUGCCGUCGCAGGCCCGCCGAAGGUCACCAUAUCCUCGUUCACUUACGGCGGCAGCGGUUGCAACGGGGGCGAUACCACCUCCGUGCUCUCUUCCGACAACACCAUCCUCACAGUCAUCUUCGGCAAUCUGAUUGCCACGACUGAUGCGGGCUUGUUGGGUCAGCGAAAGACAUGCCAGAUUUCCUUGUCGCUGGAUUAUCCACGUAGCUGGAGUUUCACGCUCGGCUCGGUCACCGGCCGCGGGUUCACCGACAUCGCCCAGGGCUCCAAGGGCGUGUACGAGACGCAGUUCUACUUCUCCGGCCAACCCGGGACGCCCACCAUAACGCGCACAUUCUCAGGCCCUCGGACAGGCAACUUCGAGGCCACCGACAAGUUCCUUACGGUUGUUUACAGCCAGUGCAACGGUACGCCUAACCUGAACAUCAAGCAUGUCGUCCGCGUGGAGGGCAGCAGGGCCUUGGUCGGGCUGGAUUCGUCGGACUCGAAGUUCASGCUCCUGUUCAGUCUCGUAUGGAAGAAGUGCUAAGUUACACUUGGAAGGCAGCAUCUCGUGCACCGAGCGGGUGGGAGAGGAAGCAGUCGGUAUGCUCAAGCAGCAGGGAUGGAUGGAGCGGAGGCAAAGAGGAUGAGCGGAGCUGCCGACCUGUUCGCACUCGAGCUAAUAGCUGUAGAGAGGAUGGCCAUGCACAGAGUGUGUGGGUGCAGCCAGAAUGGCUGGGUUCUGAGUACGUAUGUGGUGAGAGGGGGUCAAUCUUAAGGCCAUCCASUCCGCGAGACUCAGACGCUAGACGAAGUGAACGAAGUAGACGCCGCACAGCUGCACUGCUCCCAUCCAGAAAARCUCGGUAGCUGGUAGAGAAAUCCAGGAUGCUAUUCCCGUACUAYGACGCUCYCUUAUCGUUCUCAUAUAUGUCAUGGGUGACCAGAUUCCUUGCAAACUGUACGUAACUUGUGCCGAAUGGCCAAACUCUAAGCAGGACCACAACGUAUGCUUGCUCCAUCCUCCUCUCAAUGACAAACAGCCGGUCGUCAAUUCCUCCCUCC
This is a messenger RNA of Chara braunii, 1255 nucleotides long. Lineage: Eukaryota; Viridiplantae; Streptophyta; Charophyceae; Charales; Characeae. The record is from the annotation of a GenBank genome assembly.